UCCGGGACGCGGAGAAGGAGUCGGUCCGAGACGCUGCUCUGUGUGGGCGAGAGACUUGCCCCGGCUGCGAGGAGCAGGUAGGUUGUGGUCCGAGCGCUCCGGUCUGAGACUUGAGACUAGUUGAAGGUCUUUUGUAAAGUUAGCGAACUCGACGGGGAACCCGGAGCAUUGAAGACCGCUAACUGCGCCCGAGGACGUAGGAACUGGACGAGGAGGUCUUUGAUACAGCUUUACAGAAUCGUCUCUUGCAGCCGAAUGUGGAAAAGCCGAGUAGCUAGGAUUACAGAUGCCCACCACCACGCCGGGCCAGGUUGUCAUAUUUAUACUCCCAGAGGCAAAUGGUAGUUGAGGAGGAAGCUCCUGGUGUUUAUAGACGCGGAAACAUGUUAAAAUGGCAGGCCCACAUCAUCUCUACUUCAUGUUCAUUUCCACUGUGUGUUCAUCUCUACCGUGUUUCUUCUAAGUUAAAUAAAUCUGCUUUAGAAAUACCAGAUACCUACAAGACUCACAGUUCUGCACAAGGCUGCCUGCCAUGGGCUGUCGGGAUGUCCAUGCAGCCACAGUCCUCUCCUUCCUGUGUGGAAUCGCCUCAGUAGCAGGCCUCUUUGCGGGGACUUUGCUUCCCAACUGGAGAAAAUUACGACUGAUCACGUUCAACAGAAACGAGAAGAACUUGACUGUUUACACAGGUCUGUGGGUGAAAUGCGCCCGGUAUGAUGGUAGCAGUGACUGCCUGAUGUACGACACUACAUGGUACUCAUCAGUUGACCAACUGGACCUGCGUGUCCUUCAGUUUGCCCUGCCCCUCAGCAUCCUGAUUGCAAUGGGUGCCUUGCUGCUCUGCCUGAUUGGAAUGUGUAACACAGCAUUCAGGUCCUCAGUGCCUAACAUCAAACUGGCCAAGUGUCUGGUCAAUAGUGCAGGCUGUCACCUGGUGGCUGGGCUGCUGUUCUUUCUGGCAGGUACUGUGAGCCUUUCUCCAUCCAUCUGGGUCAUCUUCUACAACGUCCAUCUGAACAGAAAGUUUGAGCCAGUUUUUACAUUUGACUAUGCAGUUUAUGUCACCAUCGCCAGUGCCGGGGGUCUGUUCAUGACUUCCCUCCUACUGUUUGUUUGGUACUGUGCGUGCAAGUCUUUACCUUCUCCUUUCUGGCAGCCACUGUACUCCCAUCCUCCCAGUAUGCACACUUAUUCCCAGCCCUAUUCAGCCCGUUCCCGCCUCUCUGCUAUUGAAAUCGACAUUCCAGUAGUCUCACACACUUCCUAAUAUGAAUAUAGGUAAUUGUUUAAAAAAAUUUCUUGUAGCCCCUCACGUUCCCCUGUAUAAAGAGCCUUUUUGAACGUUGUACAUUUUCCUUUGUUCCUGACCAGUAAACAAAGCCAAAUUUUAUGUGCUGGUAGAAUGAAGUGCUGCUAGUUAUUAUAAGUAAACAUUUUUAAUGGCAAACAUUUCUCUUGCUGCUUGUAUUGAAAGGAUUUUUGACCUCCUUAUUGAUAUUUGACCAGUUUUUUAAGGGGAAACAACCUAUGUCUGGUUUAGACAUGGGAAAGAAUGAUAGUUAAGAGAAACUGUUGCAUACAGUCUUUAUGAAUAUUUCAGAUUGUUUUGUACUUUUUAUGUAAUAGCUUACACUGGAAAGGCAACUUUAAAUACAUGAAAUUUCUUUUAACUAAAAGUAACUUAACAGUAGUCAGUAAUCUAGCAGCUUAUGGCUUUAACUUUUCUCUUGAGGCUAAUUAUAUUGAAUAUGUUUCAGUGUUUUGAAAAUUACUUUCUUUUUUGUGAGUUCCUUAUCUUCUACCUCAUGCCAGUGUUCAAAAGUGAAAUGCAUUUUAAGUGAAGUCAGAAUAAGACUAACAUUUUUAAGUAUCUAUUUAGACAAUGUUAACAUAAUUUUAAAGAUUCCAUAAAUUGUACUGUUGGAGUUAAAAUAUGCUAUGUGACAGAUUUGUGCUUCUUCUGAGGCAGAAAAACUUCUAGAUACCAUCUGUUAGACAGUACCUGUGCACACGUAUGAUCUCUUAGUGGCUAAGAGAAGUUAACAAAAGGUUCAGACCUAAUUUGUUCUGUUCACACGUAAGUGGUAAGAGACAAGAAUCUAUUCUUCGUUGCAAUAGAAGUGAUUCGCUCUGGUGAGUGUAACAGGUGAAGUAGAAGGAUGACUACCGUAACCACACUCCCCCUUAGUUCACUUCCUGCCCCCAUCAUUGAUUAUGUGGAGAGCAUUUAUCUUGGCCUAGCACUUCAUAAUAGGUGGUUUAGAGGACACAAGAAUGUAGGGGAUCAGGUCCAUCUAUGAAGAAAUUUUAAUCUAAUAAGAUCAAAUUCUCAAACUUUUACUUACAGUUAGUGAACGGUCUGACUUCAUUGGUAGGUGGUCUGAACUUCUCAGUCAGUCAUCCAGGAAUCUUUUCAACCAGAAUUAUGACUUUCUGACAGACUAAUUAUAUAACACCAGCACUAUACUGGACCCUGGAAAUUUGCUGUACUUGAACAUCAGAUUCUUAUGGUACCUACCUUCACCUACAUGCUCAACACUGUCUCAGAAACAAGGGCCCGGGCAACCUCUGAAAGUAUAAGGCUGUAUUAAGGAAGAUGUUUUUAUACUCUUUAUUCUUAGGUAGUAUCAGUUAAAUACAAGUAUGUCAGCACUGAGAUAAUACUUAGAGAUUCAGGGAUUUAGGGCCUUUGCCCUUAGGAAUUUGAGCUGCUUAUUUAGUUGGAGGAAUUUGCUGUGGAUUAGUAUUAUAUCUAUGAGGAUUUUGUUUUAUUACAGAAUUUACAAAUAGUUGUAUAAUAACAGAGUAUGCCUCUUUUACAGAUCUGAAGAUGAUUUUGGUAUUUCUAUAGAUAAAUAUGAAUAUAUAGUACUUUUUUCUAAUUCCAACACUACUAUAUGUAAAUAGAAAAUAAAUCCAGUUACAUAGUUUUUAAGUGCCAUCAGUAGAAAGCUUACUAGGCUGUGUUUUUUCUGUUAUAAUUUCUAAUUUGAGUUGUGAUUUUUCUCAUUCUCAUAUGUAGCCAAGUCUUGAUUAUUCCAAGACAAUGACAGGUAGCAUUUUCAGAUCAAUAUUAAUUUUUCCACUUGGGUAAUUAAUUUUAGUACCUUCUCACUAAAAUUUUGUCCAGAAACAUCAAGAAUUUCAUCAUUUCUUGGUCUUUGCAUAAACAAUGUUAAAGGAAAAAAAUGAGCCAUACUAGUCAGUUUUAGUUGUUAUAGUUACACAUAUAAACAUUAAGUUUUCAUACACUAAUCUGUAGCCUCAAAUUACAGUUUAUUAUGGAUUCACAUGGCAUAAGAAACAGUUGUUUUCUUAUUGUCUUUUUGGUAUUUUAAAUUUGCUAGCAGUAGCUGUUUUUUGAAACCUUUAAAGGAAAACAAGUGUUUACUGUUCUUACCAUUCUUGAGCACCGAUCAGUCUAGCAUUGUGAUUGGGGAUAGCUUUUUGUUAAAAGCCUAUUAAUGUUAAAAGCCUUUUUUACAGAAGCCAACUUGGAAAACAAUCUUAGAUAUGGUAUGGUGUUCUGGAUUUGUUUUAUCUAACGUUGGUUAAAAAGUAAAUAAAGAUUGUUGAAUUUAUUUUAUUUGUACAUAUGCACUACAAUGAAUAGUAUAUUUGUUGUAAACUGCAAGAUAAAACCUCAGUAAAAGUGUACUGUACUUCUUGAUGUUUAUUAAAAUAUGUAUUUUUACAA
Molecule: messenger RNA, 3697 nt
Organism: Octodon degus (degu)
Lineage: Eukaryota; Metazoa; Chordata; Mammalia; Rodentia; Octodontidae
Gene: Cldn12
Product: claudin 12
Exons: 4
Coding region: 533-1267 (244 amino acids)
Cellular component (GO): plasma membrane
Source: RefSeq, a predicted model, not a curated record